UGAACAAGUGCGCAAAGCGACACGCGGGCGGAAUAUACGCAAGCACCGAUGCCUAUUCCCAGCGCUGGAUAAUUCCCAUCUGUGCCUUGCCUGGGAGCGAUCUUCCCGCUUGAAGAUCCUCGUUUCUUUUUUUUGCUCAAUCUUUCUGCUUCCACUGCUUCUUUCCGUAUCGCCUCGAAAACCGCCUCGGUUUGAAGGUUGGCGCUGGUUGACGCCAUGAUUGUUGCAAUUUAUCCCUCUUCUGCUCUUCCUCUGCUCGGCGGCAACAGAACAACAACAAAAAACCCGGUUCAUACCCACAACCCCCCCCCCCUUCCCCUACCCCCGAAAGAUGUUCCUUCUUAUCCCCCCCCCUGAAAGACAAGUGCGUGCGGGACCAUCGUUCUGCGCCAUUCUUUCGCACAUGUUUCCGUGCAAAAUGGAUCUACGUGUGUGCGUGUGUGUGUGUGGUUUAGGCCCUACCGGUACUGAGCAUCUUCCCUCACGCCCCACUCCCCCGCAGGAAAAGGGCAAAAACAGCAGUGGGAGGCAGGCCCAAGCGUGCUUUGCGCGCGCGCGCGCUGUUCGCGCAACGGUCGGGCCACGCCGGCAUCUGGCAGUGAGACCGGCCCGCUUAAAACGGCACCGGGCCGGGCGGACAAGCUUCAGUGUGCGAUUGGCAGCAGUACGGUACGCCGGGCUAGGCUCUAGUAACGCACCGGGCUCUUUAUUUUUUUCCCCUCUCGUGUUGUGCAGUUUACAAAGGAGACAUAAUUGUUUGUGAAUCGUUUGUUUCAGCAAGCAUCCUGGUUGCUUGGGAAAGGAAAAACGAGCCCCGUUCACAGCGUCAAGAACGAACGGCGAGAAUAACGACGCAAGUCGCCCAAGAAGUACUCACUCUAGAAUCGCAUUUGUGUAGAGUCCUCGUUGUUUCUGCGCGUUAGCAACACACGGCGGUGAUCCAUCACCUGUGUGACCUUUACACCGCCAUUAGCCGAAAGUGUUGCCGCCUUAGCUUUGGAGAGCCUUUUUGGAAGCGCUAGAGAGGGGGGGGGGCUCACUUCGAACGACAGCGACAAGCCCAGCCCGGCCCAAUAAUCAUCAUCAGCCCUAACCUAUAUCAGGGGGACUUGAUAACGAAGACGGAUCAAGCGUGAGACCCGCCUGAUAAGACUGCUCGUGUGUGUGUGUGUGUUUGUUUGUGCCUAUCGUGCUCAGAGAUUCCAAUUCGCGUAGUGCGAGUGCGUCGCGAAGGUCCACCUUCUAAUCACUCCAGUGUGUGUGUGUUUGUGUGUGUGUGUUCUUGGUUGUGUGAACAGGCCGUUGUGAUACGACGAAGGCUGCACACACGCGCUCGGUAAUCAGCAGCGAGCGACCCCGGGUUGGUGGCAAUCUUCCCGCACGAAAUCCCAAUAAACGCGGCCGUGUCACGCCCGUCCGGUCUCAGUUGAACUCUGAACCUGUUACGAUACGGUGGGUGCCCGAAAGCGUCGCGUUCCUCUCUACAGGCAGGCUCAAUCAAUCGGCAAACCGUCACUCAACCACGCAGCGGUAGCAGCAGUACCUCGUAGACACCAGCCACAGAAAUGCCACAGCAAGACGCGUCCUCCAAUAACCCGGCAGUGAUGGCGUACAACGCGGUCCUGGUCCUGUUCGACGUGCUGGUGUUCCUCGUCAAGGCGAUCUAUAUCGUCGGCAAGGGCGUGUUCGAGAUGGCGGUGCUGCCGCCGGCCCGCGACGUCAGCGGUGACAUCGUGCUGAUUACCGGCGCCGGCCACGGCAUGGGCAAGAAUCUGUCGCUGCAGUACGCCGCCCUCGGCACCACCGUCGUCUGCGUCGAUGUGAACGAGAAGACGAACCAGGAAACGGUCACCGCCAUCAAGUCGAAGGGUGGCAAAGCGUUCGGUUACACCUGUGACGUCACGAACCGCCAGCAGGUGGUGGACAUCUGCAAGAAGAUCCGCGAGCAGGUCGGCAUCGUCAGCAUUCUGAUCAACAAUGCCGGCAUCAUGCCGACCCAUCCGCUGCUCCAGCAGACGGAGAACGAAAUCCGCAAAACGUUCGACAUCAACGUGCUGGCACACUUCUGGUUCAUCCAGUCGCUGCUGCCGGACAUGAUCAAGCAGAACCGGGGCCACAUCGUCGUGCUGUCGUCGAUUGCGGGCAUGAUCGGGUUCAAGUAUCUCGUGCCGUACUGUGGCACCAAGUUUGCGGUGCGCGGCAUCAUGGAGGCGCUGUCGGAGGAGCUGCGGGCCGAUCCGGCCAAGCCGAACGUCAAGUUCACCACCAUCUACCCGUACAUGGUCGACACGGGGCUGUGCAAGCGGCCGUACACCCGCUUCCCGAGCCUGCUGAAGAUGGUCAAGCCGGACGAUGCGGCGGCCGCCAUCAUUGAUGCGCAGCGGCGCGGCCUGAUCGAGGCGUCCAUCCCGAAGUACCUGCUGUACCUGAACACCUGGUUCCGCAACAUGCCGCUGCGCGUCGGCCAGGAGUUUGGCGACCUGCUCGACACCGGCCUGCAGUCGGACCUGUGAGAGGGGGGCCUGUGACUACUUCUGAUUGGCUACUUAUACUGUUACCGUUAUGAGCGUUGUUUAUGUUUAGAAAAAGAAUAAAGAGAAACUGUUGCGACGUGUUUUUGUUUGUUAGUUAACAAA
Anopheles gambiae (African malaria mosquito) is the source of this 2636-nucleotide messenger RNA. It is a transcript of the gene Ldsdh1, whose product is annotated as short-chain dehydrogenase/reductase family 16C member 6. The record is from RefSeq and is a predicted model, not a curated record. The transcript is spliced from 4 exons. NCBI's taxonomy places the organism in Eukaryota, Metazoa, Arthropoda, Insecta, Diptera, Culicidae. Gene Ontology annotation, cellular component: lipid droplet. Gene Ontology annotation, molecular function: oxidoreductase activity, acting on the CH-OH group of donors, NAD or NADP as acceptor. Bases 1566 to 2513 code for a protein of 315 amino acids.